AUGCCACAGCAUGUGAUGCCUGCAAAGAGAAAAAGCCACACCACUGGCUCAGAUCCUGAUACACCAAGGGCAUCACUCUUGAGACAGCAGGCUGUGCCCUUGGACCGCUCCCCUUCUCUAGGACAGAUACCAACAGGAAAGGAGCUAGAAGAGCUGAUACAGCUGUACUUCUCAUCUGUGCAUCACUUUGGUUACUUUGCUUUCAUCCACCAACUCCAGUUCACGCGCCUCCUAUCCAAGGGCAAGGCACCCAGGGAGCUGACCCUGGUGAUGAUUGGAAGCGCUGUUAGAUUCGCUGCAGACCCAACGCCAGAGAAUUUGGAGAGAGCGGAUGCAUGGGUAGAUGCUGCGAUGGAGAAGGUCCUUCCGCGGAUUCACCAAGGCUUUGGGGUGAUCCAGCUGAUGACCCUCCUCCUUGCACAGCAGUAUGAUCUCAACCGUGGCCACUUUGCAUCGGCAUGGCUCCUGGGGGCCGAGUGUACGAGAAUGAUGCAGAUGAUGUCCCUGCAAACGUUUGACCGUACCUAUGCACCAAAUCUCGCAUCCAGUUUGCGCCUAUCGCCACUUCUUUCCGCCGAAGCUCUUCGGCGAGUGGCUUGGGCGACCUUUUAUAUCGACACCAUUGUGGAUGGCGGGCGAUACGGAUACCAUACUGUCGAUGAAAAUGCCUACCGGCUGCAGCUCCCUUGCGACCAGGCCAAAUUCUUGAACAACGAGAUUGUUGAAACGGAACCGCUCUAUUACGAUUCUGCUCACGCCGUGAACAACAACGCCGACAACCUCGACAUGUCGGCGUACCUCCUGCGGACUGCAGCGACAGUUGAGCAACUCGUGACUGAGCUUGAGGCUGUCGAGGCCGGCAUCGAAAAUGUCAUUACCGCCCUGCCGAAGCGUUUCCACUGCAACGCUGCCAAUCUGUUCCUCCAUCGCGACCGUCUGAUCACAUUCUUGCUCCUGCAUGUCUUGCGACACAAUCUCUACAUCGUGGCUGGCAAGGCUGCCCUGCAGGUGUAUCAACGCGACCCCUCGCUUGCGGACCGUAUACCUCAGGUGCGGCGGAGCAGGAUCUCACACGCUCUACCUGUGGCAGGCCUCAUAUCAGAAGGCUUGAAAGCUGGCAUCAAUUUUGAUCCUCAGAUGGGAGUGCAAGCAUAUGUCGCGUUGGAGAUCCUUCUGUUCGAACCGCGACGCCUGGCCGAGAUAGACCCGACGGUCGAUCCCAAGGCGCCACACUUGAUGGAGGCGAUACCUCACCUCCUCAGCGUCAUCCGCGACAUAGCAGAUCGUUCUGAACUCGUCAAACAGCUGCACGCCGAGGCCGCGCACCGCCUCCUGCGCUGCGACUGCACCCACCUGCUCGACCAGCGCGACUUUGCCGCCUUUUACAGCGAGUACCAGCUCGUCGGCCAGGACCCGGCCGAGUACGACUUCCGCGACUUCCGCUGGGCCAAGAUCGAGCGCCACCGCCGCGGCGCCCGGUCGGCGGCGCACAUGGCGCGCGACGAGGCGCUGCUCGAGUACAGGGUCGGCGGCGAGACGGAGCCCUCGUCGGCCGUGUCGUCGCCCCGGCUCGACGCGAUGGACAUCGGCGGCCCUGGCGCCGCCGCCGCUACACUGCCUUCGUCGUCGUCUGUCCCGCCUGGCGGUCUGGGCGCGGCGCUGAGGGGUGGUGUGCCCGGCGAAGCGGCGGCGGCGGCGGCGACAGCAGUCGUGCCUGGGCAAGGGGCCGGCGUCGACGACGGGACGGCUGCGGCUGCGGGCUUGAUGCACAUGGCUCAGCCGUGGUGGGGUCUGGAUGACCAGACCGGGAACGGGGAUGGGGCUGCCCAGCCGGUGUUCCCGAUGGACUGGUCCUGGCUGCUGGGCGAGUCGGGGCAGGCGGGUUACCAGACGGGCGAUCCUACGACGUUUUGGAGCCAGUUGUAA
This is a messenger RNA of Thyridium curvatum, 1926 nucleotides long. RefSeq lists its product as uncharacterized. NCBI's taxonomy places the organism in Eukaryota, Fungi, Ascomycota, Sordariomycetes, Thyridiales, Thyridiaceae. Gene Ontology annotation, cellular component: nucleus. Bases 1 to 1926 code for a protein of 641 amino acids. The record is from RefSeq and is a predicted model, not a curated record. Gene Ontology annotation, biological process: DNA-templated transcription. Gene Ontology annotation, molecular function: zinc ion binding; DNA binding. The transcript has 9 exons.